GGAGCAACAACCCACCAUCAUCAACAGCAACAGCAGCAGCAGCAGCAGCAACAACAACAACCCCUCCUUUUUGCAUGUUGAUAGAACCCCCCCCCCCCCCCUCCUCUGGGCUCCUCGUUUCUACCUGUGGUUAUCAGCAUCAGCCGGCAUCAUCACACACAUACGCACCACCGAUUAUGAAGCCUUUGGGAAUGGAAGACCCCGCUUCCUAUUACGACCCGCUCUUCGGCGACUCGUACGCCGACCCGCUCUUCGACGCGGAGCCGCUGCGCCGGGACCCGGAGGCCGAGUCUGUCCGCUCCCACCCAUCUUCCAUCUCCCAUGCCGCAGACCAGACAUUGCUGCCGCACCGCAUGCCGUCUCUGUCGUCUAGACCUCAAACCCAGAGACUACAGAGGCGACGGAGUCGCUACCUCUAUGUAAACGGCGUCCUGGUCCCGGUUACGUCGGCAUCGAUGUCGUCGCCUCUGGCCCAUCCUCAGUCAUCGGAUCACGGUGCCAGCUGGACUGCUGCUGCUGCUACUACUACUGCUGCUGCUACCACCGCAUCAUCACCACCAUCAUCAUCACCACCACCGCCGCCUACUCUUAGAGCGACAGUCCCGCACAGGACACUAUCUCACAAGAGGAUCAAGUCGUAUGGUGUCUCCGGGACGACCUCAUCCUGGCUGUUGGGAAGCGGCGGCAAUAGCAACGGUGGUGUCUUUGCGGACGCAAAACGACAAGCUUGGACCGGCGAGCGGCGAGAAGUUAGAAAAUUACAGAAAGACCACCCAGUCGGGUCGGCUCGACCGGCGUUCACAAUUGCCAUUGGGAGCAGCGGCGACGGAGGCGCGGACGAGGUUGUUGGUGCUGGUGCUGGUGCUGGUGCUGGUGACAAAGAUGGGUUGAAAGGGUCGGUGCUGGGGAUGAGGCGAAAGAUGGAGAGGCUGAAGGGACUGUAUAGAAGGGGGUCUAAGGAGGCAGUGAUGGGUUCGACAAAUUCACGCUGAUGGGGAGUUCAGCUCAACCCACAGUCACUGAGGGUAGUGGCUUGCACUCUAUUCAUUUUUGCGAGCCCCCCUAUGAUUGACCAUUUAUAGGAUUGGUGUCUGCACAUGCAACCCGCCUUACUGUGCUGGUCCGUCACUUUCAUGGCGUAUAGAGACAUGAAGUAACACGAAGUCUAGAAUUGUUGACAUUCUGGGACAGGCACACGAAACUGUCCAUACUUCUCCACACCUAUAUAUAGAGAAGCUGCACUGACGAACCUGUCUAGUAUGUAUAGAACCAGAUUUAUAGCUG
This is a messenger RNA of Cryphonectria parasitica EP155, 1284 nucleotides long. RefSeq lists its product as uncharacterized. The record is from RefSeq and is a predicted model, not a curated record. NCBI's taxonomy places the organism in Eukaryota, Fungi, Ascomycota, Sordariomycetes, Diaporthales, Cryphonectriaceae. The transcript has a single exon. Bases 75 to 992 code for a protein of 305 amino acids.